Messenger RNA from Microstroma glucosiphilum, 498 nucleotides. RefSeq lists its product as hypothetical. The coding region runs from base 1 to 498 and encodes 165 amino acids. The record is from RefSeq and is a predicted model, not a curated record. Lineage: Eukaryota; Fungi; Basidiomycota; Exobasidiomycetes; Microstromatales; Microstromataceae. The transcript has 2 exons.
AUGCUGGCACUGCUAGCUGACGGCAACCCUGCUCUUCAGGCCCGAAAGGCAGAGAUCGUCUUCAACCCCAAGAUCCUGACACCUAAGCAGGGAGACACUUGGGUCCACGGAGAGGCAAAGAACGUCACUUGGAGGACCUCGGACAUCCCUCCUCCCCUCAAGUCCGCCAACUCGACCCUGUACCUCGGCUACCUUCCCAAGAACAGCAAGUCUGGCAACGAGCACCUCAAGUGGAAGCUGGCCAACAAUUUCCCCCUUUCGGCCGGAACCGUCUCCUUCAUCGUACCCAACAACACUGUGCCUCGAGACGACUACAUCGUUGUUCUCCUAGGAGACUCUGGAAACCGUUCUGAGCGAUUUGAGAUUGAGCUGAGCGAAGAUGAGGAAAAGAACGGCAAGAUUGGUACUCCUAAGAUUCGCGAGCCUACCAAGACGCUCGAUGUCGUCCCUUUGAUGAUGCCUACUGGCAGGUACAAGGUCAUCCAAUGGACCGCUUAG